AUGACUAAACGAAUCAUGGAUCAAUAUAACACUGAAUCACUUUCUACAAUAAACAAUACUCAUGAAACAAAUACAAUGAAAGAUCAUCGAAUUUUCUCCGAAGAAUUUCUUCUUAAAGUAUCAGAAUGUAUUAAGAUUGCCAAUAAUAUUCGUACUGAUUAUGGAAUAGAUAUUUUAGAAACUAAUGGUAGUUUUGAAAUAACAGAUAAAGUUAUUAAUCAUCUUGAUUCUUUGUUAUCGAUAUAUUAUCAAAAUGUUAAUCAAAACAAUAAUAAUAUUGAUAGUAUUCGCAAUUUAUUUGAACAAAACGAUGAUUUCAAAAUAUCUAAUUUGUAUGAUAACUAUUCUAAUUCUAUCAUGUUAUCGAAUAAACAUAAUGAAAUCAUAAAAAUAGAAAAGUUUCCAUCAGAAGAUGUUCAUUGUAUAGCAAUUAAAUUACCAACAAUAGUUGAAAUGCAACUUAGAAAUAAUCAACUUCUCAGAAAUGUUAUUCAUAAUUAUAGACAUCAUGAACGAUAUUUAAAUUUAUCUAAAAAAAAUAAAAUAUCUUCAAUAAAAACGAGAGACAAACAAGAAGAUGUGUUCGUGAUUGAAGCUAAACCUUUAUGUCCUAUGGAAUCAAAUGAUACACUUGAUUCAUCAUCAGUUAUUCUAUCAAAAACUAAAGAAAAUGUUACAAAACUAAUGAAUCAUAUUCAUAAUCAAUAUAAAAAUAAAAAUCAUAAAAAAGAUAUUGAAGAUGUUUUAAAUGGUAUUGUUAUGUUAACUGAUCAAUCAACUUCUUCAUUUUCAGAUCAAAUAAAUAAUAAAAUAGCUAAUGAACUGAUGAGUGCAACACAAAAACAAGGUUAUACAAUCAAUCGUGAACGAAUACAUGUUCGUAUGGCAUUAGAUUUAAUUUUAGUUGAUAAUCGUUUAAAUGGUAAAACAAUGAUAUUUCAAUCAGAAUCAAUUAUUUUAUCUCGUAUGAUUCGAAAAAUCUAUCUAUGUACACAAGUACGAACAUUAUGUUCAUAUGGUGAUGUAAUUACAAUAAUUAAUGAUCCUGAUUAUCAUCAAAUACGUUUUCGUACAUAUAAACGACUGUCAUUAUCAUUGGAUGAAUUUAUUGAAAUUCUCGAUGCAAGUGAUAUUAUUGAUCUUGAUACAAAUCUUAUUCAUUCAUCAAUAUUAACAUCAAAACAAAUAGAUGAUAUGAUUAAAUAUAUUGUACGUGAAGAUGCUAUAAAACAAUUACUAAAAUUAAUAUUUAAUCGAACACGUAAUAGUGAUAGUCAUAUUGAUGAUGAAUAUCGACAAUUUAAAUUAAAUCUUCCAAUGAAAUUGAACGAUUUAUAUCAAACAAUUAAAAAAUUAAAUGCUUUUAGUAAGUUAAAUAGAGAAUAA
This is a messenger RNA of Rotaria sp. Silwood1, 1386 nucleotides long. NCBI's taxonomy places the organism in Eukaryota, Metazoa, Rotifera, Eurotatoria, Philodinida, Philodinidae. The record is from the annotation of a GenBank genome assembly.